CAAGCGAAAAGCAAAACUUUCUGAGCCCUGCGGUCUGGGAGCCGCGAGGGGCGGCGCGCGCGUGCAGGGGGCCGGGGCUGGAGAGGAAGCACGUCCUGGCCCGGAGGAAGGAGCCUCCGCUCGGCUCGGGCCCCUCGCCCGUUUCCCACCGCCUCCCGCGGCAGCCGGCGGCACGAUGCCGGGCGGCGGGGCCCGGGGCGCUCCCACCCACGGCCGCGGCGCAGACGGUGGGCAUGGCUCAGUGCCCGCAGCGGCCCCUCAGAGACGGCGGCUGACGCGGAGGCCAGGCUACAUGAGAAGCGCCGCCGGGGCCGGGAUCGGGUUCCUCUCUCCAGCAGCGGGCACUUCAUGCCAGACCUCAGCAGGGCCGUCGGGCCGGGAGUCUGGACACUGUGGCCUGGACCCCGACACCGGGUGCCAGGGCUCACUGGUGGGUGGCCCCUCUCUCAAGGGCUCACUUGCCCCUGCCGUGGCCUCUGCGGGCCCCCCGCACUCAGCCCAGCGCUCCAUGAGAGGAGCGCCAGCGCGCUUUGCGGCUCAUUCCAGAGAUGACGGCAGUCUGCCCGGGAGGCUGACCGGGCCAUGCAGGCCCGGGGACGGAGGGUGUUGGCAAGAGUGUUUACCUUCAGGCAGCUCCAGGUCCCUGGGCCCUGUCAUCCACGCAGCCUGGAGCGAGGGAUCGAGGGCCCCGAAGACCGAGAAACGUCCCCCAUCACCGGGGUUGAAUGGCCCCUCGGACACCCCAGGCCUUCCCGGCUCCCAAGACCCCUUCGCCUCCAGCUUCAGCUUCAUCCGCCUCUCGCUCGGUGCCUCGGGACAGCGCGGAGAGGCAGAAGGGUGCCUGCCACCCAGAGAGGCCGAACUGCUUCACCAGAGCCCCCAAGGGAUGGCAGCCGAGGCACCCGACUCGGGGCCCCACGAGGACCCCCGACCCCUCCGGACCUUCAGUCUUCAAGCUACCCCAGCCUCGGCGGACUCGGCUGAGGGGACAGGGAGCCCCAGCGAGCCGGAAUGCCGCCUGGUCUCCUCCCGGGACACUGGCCUCUCUUCCCAGGAUGCCAGUGGGGCGGACGCCCCGGGCGGCUGUGCCUGGGCUGCCCGUGGGUGGCACGCCUUGCUCAGGGACUGGGAGCCGGUGCUGCAGGGCUGCCUACGGAGCCACCGCCGGCAGCUGGAGGUCACUUCCUUAAGCUUAAAACUGCAGAAACUUCAAGAAAAAGCCAUCGAGGGUGGUGAUUACGAUGAAGCAGAGACACUGAGACAGAGAUUGGAAGACCUGGAACAGGAGAAAGGCCGCCUGCCCUGGGCCCUGCCUUCACAGCAACCCGCCCUUUGCAGCUUCUUGAGCUACCUGGCAGCACAGACCCGGGCGGCCUUGCAUGGAGCUACCAAAAGGUCCUGCAGCAGUGACCCAGCGGCCCUACCUGAAGGAGAGCCGAGGACCGCUGCCCAGGACAGCCUGCCUGCAUCCGUCACCAGGCGGGACUGGCUUCUUGGACAGAAAGAGCAAUUGCAGAGGGAGAUGGAAGGCCUCCAAGCGAGCAUGUAUGUGCUACAGGCGAAAGAGCAGCAGCUGAGCCGAGAGUUGGCGGAGCAGGAGUCGCUGCUCCGGUGGCACAGCCGUGACCGCGACGUGACGCCCCUGCUGGCCCGGCUGUCCCCCAGCCAGUUGCAGGAAGUCAGCCAGGCGCUGGGGGAGACCCUGGCCUCUGCUGGCCAGGCCCCUCCUUUCCCCGUGGAGCCGCUGGAAGCCCUCAGGAGCCUCCGGGAGCGGACAAAGUCACUGAGCCUGGCUGCUCGGGAGAUCACUGCUCAGGUGUGCUCUGCAGAGAGACUGUGCAGCUCUGUGAGGAGGAGGCUGGGUGACCUGGACACCAGGCUGCCUGCCCUGCUGGAAGCCAAGACGCUGGCCGUAUCAGGAAGCCACUUCUGUACAGCCAAGGAGCUCACGGAGGAGGUCCGGGCCCUGUCAGCAGAGCGGGAAGGGCUGGAGUUGCUUCUGGGCAGGCUGCUGGCACUCAGCUCCAGGAGCGUCAGAAGGCUGCGCAGUGUCCAGGAGGACUUCGUCAGGAGCCAGCAGGACCUGGUGCUCCGGGAGGCCGCCCACAAAGCAACUGUGGAGGCGAACACCGCCAGGCGGAUGGAAGCACUGGAGGGUCGGCUGCGCAGCUGCAGGUGCCCACUGCUUGGGCGAGUGUGGAGCGCAGACCUGGAGGCCUGCCAGCUGCUGAUGCAGAGCCUGAGGCUCCAGGAAGCAGACGGCGAGAUGCAGGCAGACAGCGUCGGAGAGGCCUCCCUGGCCGUUCACCCCAGACCCCACCCUGGAGAGGAGGACACCCCCUCGAAGGUGCUCCAAGAGUGGAGCGCCCGCCCGGCUCCGUCAGCUCACCACGCUGUUGGCCAGCAGAGAGAGGAAUCUCACAUCAUUACUGCUGAAGUCGGAGAAAAGUGUGAAGCCAUAGGCGUGAGGCUCCUGCACCUGGAAGACCAGCUUCAUAGGGCAAGCCACAGUCACGAUGAAGCUCUCUUUCAGUCCCUCCAGGGGCAGCUCCAGAUGGUGAAGGAAACGCUGCAGGCCAUGAUGCUGCAGCUCCAGCCAACAAAGGAGGCAGGUGGGGAGGCCGCACCUUCCCAGCGGACAGCUGGUGCUCAGGGAGCGGAGGCCUGAGCCUGGUCUUUCUCCGUUCGAAACCAAACCUGAGAUGGCUGCUGCACUUAUCUUCACAGGAACUCCGACGCCUGUGGCCCUCGAACCUCAUGUCUGUGCAGGUGCAUAGCUCCCAGGCCACUCCUCUGCUCAGCCUCAGGAGAUGCCCACCGGUGCCCCCUCAGCGCCUCUGUGUUCUCUGACAGUGGCUGCAGCUCAGAGAGCCUACAGAACAACCUGGGUUCCCUGAGGCAAUGUGGACUCAGGCAGCUCGCUGCUCCCUGACAGCGGAUUGCAGCAGGUUCCUGUGGAUUGCUCCUGGGGAUCAACUGAGAUGCCUGCUGAGGAAACUACAGGCAGGUUGUUCAAGUGGGCUCAAGAGGUGUGGAAAAACUACCUGGCCAAAGCAACUUGGUACAAUAGAGAGCAGGGAGGGAGGAAGGAAGAAGGAAGGAAGGAAGGAAGGAAG
Molecule: messenger RNA, 3116 nt
Organism: Meriones unguiculatus (Mongolian gerbil)
Lineage: Eukaryota; Metazoa; Chordata; Mammalia; Rodentia; Muridae
Gene: Disc1
Product: DISC1 scaffold protein
Exons: 14
Coding region: 176-2668 (830 amino acids)
Biological process (GO): cilium assembly; neuron migration
Cellular component (GO): intermediate filament cytoskeleton; mitochondrion; centrosome
Source: RefSeq, a predicted model, not a curated record